This is a messenger RNA of Lachnellula hyalina, 1278 nucleotides long. RefSeq lists its product as uncharacterized. The coding region runs from base 1 to 1278 and encodes 425 amino acids. The record is from RefSeq and is a predicted model, not a curated record. The transcript is spliced from 2 exons. Lineage: Eukaryota; Fungi; Ascomycota; Leotiomycetes; Helotiales; Lachnaceae.
AUGGACAACCCCCCCAAUGCCGUUGAUGAGGUGUCCAGUAGCCCAGCCCCAGCCCCAGUAGAAGACCUAGUCUCCCCUACGGAAUACCCUGUGGAUGUCCCCGUCGACUCAACCAAAGACGAUGCAGAACUGUCAGACAGUCCCAAGAAGAAAGAUGAAAAGGACGAUUCCAAAACGAAGGAACAGCUAUGGGCAGAAGAGCAAGAGCAGAUUCCCAAAGUCGUCGACGUCAAAUGGCUCGACUUCGAACAUUUCAAGAACCGGUACAACCCAAAGGAGGGUUUUGAGAUCAUCGAAGUGCUCCGAGGCCACAAACAGCUCCCCAACGAGAUCAUGAAAGAAGAAAAGCAGCGAAGACCCGUGAAGAAUCGAAACGCUAGGUCGGUGACGUCUAAGGUCCAUUCUGGGUCUACUUGGGUUCAACGUGUUCGGAUACAGUCGCCACCGAUUGUUCUUUUGCUGUCACGUCUCACUGGUCACGACGAUACUUGGAGUAUCCACAAACCUCAAGUAUUUUUCCGCCCUUUCCGGACGUUCUAUUACUUCCUGCCGCAAGUGAAGAAGUGCCUCAAAAUUCUCGAGAAGAGAUGGGGAAAGGCUAAUGUAGAGGGAAGCGUUGAAAAAGCAAUAGCCGUUGAAAGGACACAAGCCAAACUUGACGUGGAAAUCAAGGCCGAGCGUUUGAUCGAGGAGGACGCCAAUGAAAACGAUACUAGGGACAUCUCCGACCCCGAAAGCGAGGAUGGUUUUGUACUGAAUGAUAAUGUCGGACCCAUGGAUCCGGAGGAUGCCAUCGCUGGAGAGAUCACAGACUCCGUCAUUGCGCUCCGACAUCUUAAAAAGUACGUUCAGUUCGUGGAAGAGAAUAUUAUGCCGGAUUGGGAGAAAGCUGCAACCAAUACUCACCGUCGGGUUCGCUUCUUGGAUCUAUAUAUGUACUUCCAACCUGGCGAGCUUCUCUACGUUCCUCCAAAAUCGAAUUCAUUGAAGCAAGACGGGGUCAAGAUGUAUCAAACUGCGUGGAGACUUUACAGCAAGACGCUCGAUACAGUGCUGGAUGAUAAUCCCGAUGACUUUCAGCCUAUUGGGCAGCCGCGUGCCAAUCUUGAACGCACAUGGCAAAUUGAAUACUACGAAGGCGAACAGGACAUUACGACACUCGAAAUUUAUCCAAUGCGAUUUCUCAAGGACUGCGACAAGAUGAAAACCGAACUUCAUGCUCAGGGAAUAGCAUUUCAGAGGGUAAUAAGAAAAAGGCAUCUCUACUACGACGGCUGA